This is a messenger RNA of Hansenula anomala, 1044 nucleotides long. RefSeq lists its product as uncharacterized. The record is from RefSeq and is a predicted model, not a curated record. NCBI's taxonomy places the organism in Eukaryota, Fungi, Ascomycota, Saccharomycetes, Phaffomycetales, Wickerhamomycetaceae. The transcript has a single exon. Bases 1 to 1044 code for a protein of 347 amino acids.
AUGGAGGAACUACAACCAGAUGAAACUAACAACAACAGUACAAUGAUCAAGGGAAAGUUCAAAAAGACUGUUCUGAGAAGAGAUUCGAAUUCUGCCCCGUUCAGACCAGCACCUAUAGAGGCAAAACCUAGUGACUCUUCAAUACCUACAAGUGAAUUAACUUCGUUAUCGAGACCUCGGACAAGAGAUGAUGAGAGUAUAUUUGUCAAUACUGGUAAAGUGUCACCUGUGAUUAAAGAACCUCCUAGGUUUAGCAGAAGAAGUACUUUCAGUGAGGAAUCACCAUUAAGAAAAACCAGUGAUGUUGAUGACGAUAACACUGCAAUUGAUGAAUUCAUUGAUCGUUUGAAUAUUGGUAAAAUUGGAGAUUUUUUGAAAAAAAUAAUCAUUGCAAUUUGGAAAAGAUUACAGAAUUCAAAAUAUAUCAAUUCUGAUAAUGAUGGUAGAAUUCAUUUACAAUCUUUUUGUAUUGGUGUUAUUUUAACAAGUGUUGUUGUCAUGAUUCAACCUUUUUUGGUGGUGUAUCUUGAUUCAUGGAUUGUGUUACUUGGAAGAUUAUUUAAACAUUUAAUGGCUUGGGUAAUGGUUGCUGCUGUACUGUCAUAUGCUUUCAAUACAUCAAAGAAGGCUAAACAAGAUAAGGAAUCACAUGAAGCUGUUUCACCACGGUUGAAUAAUUUUGAAAAAUUGCAUUAUAGAGUGAAGAACAGUUCAAAUAAUAGUUCAAGAUCAACAUCUCCAACAAAAACACUCAAGAAUAAGAAUGGAUCACGUCCAAGUUUUUCAAGACAAAGUUUUUCAUCAGCUUCAAUACCAAGAAGAGAUUCAACUGAUAGUUAUAAUGAUCAAAUGAUAUUAAUGAAUAUAACUGAAAGAACCCAACAAGAUGAGAAAUUUAGAAUUGAUCAUCACAAUAGUGAUAAACCAAAAGAUAAUUAUGAAAAAUUUAUGGAUGUUGCAUACAAGAAGAAUCAAGAACAUGAUAUUUAUAAUAAAUUUGUUAAUGAUAGUAAAGAAAACGUGAGAAGGUUAAGCAAGCAUUAA